GACUUAUCCUCAUCCACGUCUUCCAUUUGGGUCACAUCUCGCCAUUGGAAGAAAUCCGACGCUCUCUCCUUCUACUGUCUUCCUUCCAUCUCUUCUCCAUUAUUAGUUCGGGGAGGAGGAAGAUCAGGUUUCUGCUAAACCUGCUUCUCAGUCGUACCGGUACAUAACUGUAAACCCAGUCAUAUCCAGCAAGCAAGAUGGCUGGGGCGUGCGUUCAGUCUGUCACUCUUCCAGCCGGUGUGGCUAGCAGUCGAUUUAGAGGCUCUAGGGGGUCCAGAAGAGCUGCCAGGAUGAUUUGUGAUCCGCGGUCUCAUCCCCUUAGGCUGCAAGGAUAUUCUGGAUUGCGGUUUUCUAAUAUAUUAGAUUGUAAUUCCAAAUCUGGAUAUGAUUUUCAUUCAAUGGUUGCGUCUUAUAUCUCUGCUCCAAAGGGCAAAGCUAUACGUGGAGUUGCCGUUGCUAUGUUUGAGCGUUUCACAGAGAAGGCGAUUAAAGUUAUCAUGCUUGCACAGGAAGAAGCUAGAAGGCUAGGCCACAACUUUGUAGGAACCGAACAGAUCUUGCUGGGUCUUAUUGGUGAAGGGACUGGAAUUGCAGCCAAAGUUUUGAAAUCCAUGGGUAUCAAUCUCAAAGAUGCUCGUGUAGAAGUGGAAAAGAUUAUUGGAAGAGGCAGUGGGUUUGUUGCUGUUGAGAUACCCUUCACUCCUCGUGCAAAACGUGUUCUAGAACUCUCCCUGGAGGAAGCCCGUCAGCUAGGUCAUAACUACAUAGGUUCAGAGCAUCUACUCCUUGGAUUGCUUCGGGAGGGUGAAGGUGUGGCAGCCCGUGUGUUGGAGAGCCUUGGAGCUGACCCAAGCAAUAUUCGGACACAGGUUAUUCGGAUGGUUGGUGAGAGCACAGAAGCUGUUGGUGCUGGAGUGGGAGGGGGAAGCAGUGGAAAUAAGAUGCCAACACUUGAGGAGUAUGGCACUAAUCUUACUAAGCUGGCCGAGGAGGGUAAGCUUGAUCCUGUUGUAGGAAGGCAGCAGCAAAUAGAGAGGGUUACCCAGAUUUUAGGUAGGCGAACCAAGAAUAAUCCCUGCCUAAUUGGAGAGCCUGGUGUUGGUAAAACAGCCAUUGCCGAAGGGCUAGCUCAACGCAUUGCAACUGGUGAUGUCCCAGAAACAAUUGAAGGAAAGAAGGUGAUCACUCUUGAUAUGGGCCUUCUUGUUGCUGGAACAAAAUAUCGUGGAGAAUUUGAAGAAAGGUUAAAGAAACUGAUGGAGGAAAUCAAACAAAGUGAUGAGAUUAUACUAUUUAUUGAUGAGGUCCAUACAUUAAUUGGAGCAGGAGCUGCGGAGGGUGCAAUUGACGCUGCAAAUAUCUUGAAACCUGCCCUUUCUAGAGGUGAACUGCAGUGUAUUGGAGCCACAACCCUGGAUGAGUAUCGAAAGCAUAUUGAGAAAGAUCCGGCAUUGGAAAGGAGGUUCCAACCUGUGAGAGUACCUGAGCCAACCGUUGACGAAACAAUUCAAAUUCUGAAGGGGCUUCGGGAACGUUAUGAAAUUCACCACAAACUUCGUUACACAGAUGAGGCUCUCGUUGCUGCUGCGCAGCUAUCUUACCAGUAUAUCAGUGAUCGUUUCCUACCUGAUAAAGCAAUUGAUUUGAUUGAUGAGGCUGGUUCCCGUGUCCGGCUUCGACAUGCUCAGCUCCCUGAGGAGGCCAGAGAACUCGACAAGGAGCUCAGACAGAUCACCAAAGAUAAGAAUGAGGCUGUUCGCAGCCAGGACUUCGAGAAGGCAGGUGAGUUGAGAGAUAGAGAGAUGGAGCUGAAAGCCCAAAUUUCUACUCUCAUUGACAAGGGUAAGGAAGUGAGCAAAGCUGAGAGUGAGGCUGGCGACUCGGGCCCUAUUGUCACAGAAGUAGACAUUCAACACAUCGUCUCUUCAUGGACUGGAAUACCUGUGGAGAAGGUCUCCAGUGAUGAAUCUGACCGUCUUCUUAAAAUGGAGGAAACACUUCACCAGCGUGUUAUUGGCCAGGAUGAGGCUGUCAAGGCCAUUAGCCGUGCCAUUCGCCGAGCUCGUGUUGGCCUAAAGAACCCUAACCGCCCGAUUGCUAGUUUCAUCUUCUCAGGUCCCACUGGUGUUGGCAAGUCUGAGCUUGCCAAGGCCCUCGCCGCCUACUACUUCGGUUCUGAGGAUGCCAUGAUCCGACUCGAUAUGAGCGAGUUCAUGGAAAGGCACACAGUCUCUAAGCUCAUUGGAUCGCCGCCAGGCUACGUUGGCUACACCGAAGGUGGACAACUAACCGAAGCUGUUCGCCGGCGGCCAUACACUGUUGUCCUUUUCGAUGAGAUCGAAAAGGCUCACCCAGAUGUCUUCAAUAUGAUGCUCCAGAUCCUUGAGGAUGGCCGACUCACUGAUAGCAAGGGCCGAACUGUAGAUUUCAAGAACACUCUUCUCAUAAUGACUUCCAAUGUUGGAAGCAGCGUGAUCGAGAAAGGCGGACGGAGAAUAGGCUUUGAUCUCGACUACGAUGAGAAGGACAGCAGCUAUAACCGAAUCAAGAGCCUCGUCACGGAGGAGUUGAAGCAGUACUUCCGGCCGGAGUUCCUGAACCGGCUCGAUGAAAUGAUUGUGUUCCGGCAACUCACCAAGCUGGAAGUGAAGGAUAUUGCAGAUAUAAUGUUGAAGGAGGUAUUUGAGAGACUGAAGGCAAAGGACAUUGAGCUUCAGGUCACGGAGAGGUUCAGGGAUAGGGUUGUUGAAGAAGGGUACAGUCCCAGUUAUGGGGCAAGGCCCUUAAGAAGGGCUAUUAUGAGGCUUUUGGAGGAUAGUUUGGCUGAGAAGAUGCUUUCUGGAGAGAUAAAGGAUGGGGACUCUGCGAUUGUGGAUGUCGAUUCUGAUGGGAACAUUACAGUUCUUAAUGGGAGCAGCGGCACGCCGGAGCCUUUGACUCCGGCGAUACCUGUUUGAUACGGUGGAGGUUUCCGGCCGGAUAUUUCAGGUUUUAUAUUUCUAUUGUAGAAUGUACUGUGGUGUAAGUGCUUUUAGACUUUGAUUGACUGUAAAGGAAGGCUCUUAUGUAGGAGAGCUGAAUUCUAGCAUCCGGUUUAAAGAGGUUUCAAUGGAAUAAUAAUCCAAUUACUCAGUUCUGUGA
Dendrobium catenatum is the source of this 3141-nucleotide messenger RNA. Its product is annotated as chaperone protein ClpC1, chloroplastic. Bases 198 to 2957 code for a protein of 919 amino acids. Gene Ontology annotation, cellular component: cytoplasm. Lineage: Eukaryota; Viridiplantae; Streptophyta; Magnoliopsida; Asparagales; Orchidaceae. The record is from RefSeq and is a predicted model, not a curated record. Gene Ontology annotation, molecular function: ATP binding; protein binding; ATP hydrolysis activity. Gene Ontology annotation, biological process: cellular response to heat. The transcript has 10 exons.